Molecule: messenger RNA, 993 nt
Organism: Aspergillus puulaauensis
Lineage: Eukaryota; Fungi; Ascomycota; Eurotiomycetes; Eurotiales; Aspergillaceae
Product: putative short-chain dehydrogenase/reductase family protein
Exons: 3
Coding region: 1-993 (330 amino acids)
Source: RefSeq, a predicted model, not a curated record
AUGUCUGACGAAAUCGCAACCCAGCCCCAUAACCUCCCUCUUCUCGCAACAGAGGAGAACACCGCGGGGAAAACAUACAUCGUCACAGGUGCCAAUACCGGUCUCGGAUUCGAAGCCUCCAAGCAUCUUGUCAAUCUCGGCGCAAAGAAGGUCAUCCUCGCCGUACGCAGCGUCCCCUCCGGUGAGGCCGCCAAGAAGAAAAUCGACGAGGCUACAGGCAAAGCCACUGUUGCGGAAGUUUGGGCCCUCGACCUGAGCAGCUACGAGUCCGUCAAGGCCUUUGCCAGGCGCGCCACUACUGAGCUUGACCGCAUUGAUGCUGUGAUUGAGAAUGCGGCUGUUGCUACAGGGGAACAGAAGUCCGCGGAAGGAUACCAUAUUGGUCUCACGGUCAAUGUGUUAAGUACAUUUCUGCUGGCUGUGUUACUAUUGCCGAAGUUGAAAGAGUCUGCGGAAAAGUAUGGGAUCCUGCCGCGCCUGUCUAUUGUGACGUCGGGUGUCGGGUUCGAUGUGCGCCAGGUGUGGGAAAUGGUGAAAGAGGACCCAUUCGUGAGAACGUCUGGGCUCCCUGCUGAGCAGUUGAUGGCCACGUACCCACUGUCCAAGCUUAUGGAUACCUUCGCUGUUCGCGAGCUAGCGGCGCAGCUCCCUCUUGACCAAGGAAAGGUAGUCAUCAAUGCUAUCUGUCCUGGCCUUUGCAAGACUGAGCUUGUCCGUAAUGCUCCCCCUCCGCAGAAGGAAUCAAUCCUCAACCUGCAUGCACAGUUUGGUCGGACUGCAGAAGACGGAAGCCGCACUCUUCUCGCCGGCGCUAACUUAGGACAUGACAGCCAUGGAGGCUACACUUCCAGCUGUGAAAUCAGAAAUGACAAAGUUCCCGACUGGGCGAAGGACGAGGAGGCGCAGAAGUGGCAGAAGAACCUGUGGGACCUCAUUGUCAAGGAAAUCGAUGCCACCGCACCCGGUGCAGUGGGAAAGGCACUGGGGAAAUAA